CCGUGCUUAUUAUACUUAUUAUAAAUCUCCAUCUACUUUGUGGCUAUUUCUAUAUUUCUAGUAGAUUUCCAACAGGGUUGAGGUGUGAAAUAUUUUCUGUCUUCCUUGAAUAGAAAUGAGAACUCUACACAUUCCCGGAUAAGCGGUAGAAAAUGGAUGGAUGGAUAUUUCUUUUUUCCGAGCUUUGAUGCAUUACACUCUUUCAGCAGAGGGGAACUAUGCGCAUUGCGCGCUUCCUGUUUUUAAUAUGCGUCAUUUCCGGGAGUUCCUACAGGACACGGAGCCGGCUCCGUGAAUGUUUUGAGCUCUGGUUAAUAACGUGUUUAACAGAUUUUAUGGCUCAUUCGUAUUUUAAAAUGUUAUCGUGUAAAUUGUGUGUAAAUGAGCCGAUAAUGAAGUUAUCAACCCGGGAUUAGGUCGAAAUCCGCGUCUGUGGAAAACGUCUUGUUUCCCGUCAUGCACUUUUUCCUCAUCCAUUAACAUGGCAACGUCUCAACGGAUUACACUGUAAAUCAUCAUUAACCCACUGCAAAGGCAAUGGGCGCAGACAACGAUGCAGGUGUUACUCCAGCUGUGCCAUGGCGUAAAGUGCUGUACGAGCGACAGUCGUUCCCUGACAACUACGUGGACAGUCGUUUCCUUGAGGAACUUCGACGCAACAUCAGAGUGCACCAGUACAGCUACUGGGCAGUGGUUCGAGAAGCCGGGCUUGUCUCUCAACAGCUCUCGUGUGUGGCGUUGUUCCUCACACUUUGGUCCUAUAUGGAGCAGGGAAAUGUGGGUCCUUCGGCACUGCUCUGUACUGGGCUGGGAUGCUCUGUGCUGGGCUACACUCUGUACGAGGUUCUUGGUGGUGGAAUCGGGCGAGAGCGGACGCGCUGCGCUGACCUGCAGAGCGCUGCCGUGUUCAUGGCCUUUACCUUUGGUUUCUCGCCAGUGCUCAAGACAUUGACCGAGUCUGUGAGCACAGACACGGUGUACGCCAUGUCCGCUGGCAUGCUCAUGGCGCACCUGGUGUCUUUUCCGUACACACAGCCGAGCCUGCCAGGCAGCCUGUCUCUCAACGCUGCGCUCUUUGCCUCGGUUUGUUUGGCAUCGCGUCUGCCUGGAACCCUGCACACCUUCGCCAUGCUGAGCUGCGCCCUGCUCAUCUUUGCACUCUGGCCGUAUCUGCUGCAGCGACUGAGACACGCGGCAGAGUGGACGUUCCCCUGGGCAGCCGGGAUGGUGUGUGUAUGUGGAGUUGUAGGUGUUGGUACUCUGUGGCCUGCUGGAGCUCUUCUCCUGUUUCUAGCUACUGUAGUACUAACUUUUUUGUGUCCACUGCUGCUGGUGCGUCUACAGAGACACAAAGACAACAUUCACGGGCCAUGGGACGAGGCUGAGAUCAGAGAGGACUUGUCCCGCUUUCUGAGUUAACGUGAAUGUGUGUGUUUCACAGGACGGGCCACAUUUAGCCUAAAUACGAAACAUCUGCUAUAAAUAUGUCUUUAAGAUUGUACACUGCCUGUUUUGGGUGGCAAUGCAAAAUAUAUAAAUAAAUAAGGCAGAUCGUGUUGUAUGUUUGGCCCUUUUACAUUUAAUCUCAGGGAGAGCACUGCUUUAGGAAUGGAAUAAACCAACGACUAAUUGUUUAGUCUCUAAAGUUUAAAAUAACACGAGGCACAGUUGGAAUCUGGACCAGUAUUUCUUAAGAUGCUUUUUUAAAAUACUUGGAAAUAUGAUUACUAACAUGCUAAUAAAUGUUGUAUUUACUGUACAUGUAAUAAAGAUGAUGUUUUCAA
Tachysurus fulvidraco (yellow catfish) is the source of this 1784-nucleotide messenger RNA. It is a transcript of the gene pigc, whose product is annotated as phosphatidylinositol glycan anchor biosynthesis, class C. NCBI's taxonomy places the organism in Eukaryota, Metazoa, Chordata, Actinopteri, Siluriformes, Bagridae. Gene Ontology annotation, biological process: GPI anchor biosynthetic process. The record is from RefSeq and is a predicted model, not a curated record. The coding region runs from base 538 to 1419 and encodes 293 amino acids. Gene Ontology annotation, cellular component: membrane; glycosylphosphatidylinositol-N-acetylglucosaminyltransferase (GPI-GnT) complex. The transcript has 2 exons.